This is a messenger RNA of Gilbertella persicaria, 682 nucleotides long. RefSeq lists its product as uncharacterized. The transcript is spliced from 2 exons. The record is from RefSeq and is a predicted model, not a curated record. NCBI's taxonomy places the organism in Eukaryota, Fungi, Mucoromycota, Mucoromycetes, Mucorales, Choanephoraceae. Bases 376 to 639 code for a protein of 87 amino acids.
UUAUUUCUUUUUACCAUAAAAGUUGAAUUUUUUCUUCUGUGUUGAUCAGUUUACUUGUGUAACUUGUGGGUGAUUCAACCGGGUAAAUCAAUGCACACAUUGCCAUUUGAAAUCUGUCUAUUGACUUUAGGAAUUGACGUCACGUUUUUGCCUCUUUGUUCAAUUACGGGAAAAAGGUAAAUGAUGCAAUGACAAAGAGAUCAUGUAUAAAAAUAACUUCUUGAACGCACGUACACAUAAGAACACACACACACACUAUGAACUCCGAUGUUUCUCUCAAACGUAAUCAAUGAUAUCAUGUUGAUGAAUUAAACAACAGUUAUAUAUAAAGAGGGGAACAAUUUGGAUUAUCUUUUUCUUCUUUAUUACUACAAAAUGAACGCCAAGUCUUUCCUCGCUAUCCUCACUGUUGUCUGUAUUAUUGCUGUUGUCCAAGCUCAAAGCUCAGCCAACCCAAUUGAAUCCCUUCAAAGCAAGGCAUCUUCUGUUGCUGCUAGCGCCACCAACACAUCUCCUUCUGCUCCCUCUAACACCAACACAAGUGCAGGCUUUUCUUUAGGCAAUGGCUUGUCUUCUACUAUUCUUAUGCAAGGUCUUGUUCUCUUGGGUGCCUUUGUCGCUAGUUCUCUCUUGGCCUAAAUAUACAUGUAAUUUUAUGUGAAUAAAUCAUCAUUUGUUGUGU